AUGCCGAACGCGACGGCUGAGGCCCACAAGGCCGCAGGGAACGGGUUCUUCAAGAACGGGGACUACCGCAAUGCGAUCGCAAAGUACACUGACGCCAUCGCUGCUGACCCGAACAACCACACCUACUGGUCCAACCGAAGCGCUUCUUACGCGGGACUGAUGGAGUGGGAGGAGGCGGCGCACGAUGCGGCGGAAUGCAUCAAGGUCAACAAGAACUUCGUAAAAGGAUACUUCCGGUUGGCGACGGCGAAGAAGAACCUGAACGAGUUGGACGCUGCUGCUGACGUCAUCAAGCGGGGCUUGUGCGUGGAGCCACGCAACGCCGAUCUUAAGAAGAACCUGAAGGAGAUCGACGAGCUUAUCCGAGGGGAAAAGGUUUCCCAGUUUGUCGCCCAGGCAGAGGCCCAGCUCAAGGCCGGAGACUACGGUGCCGCGAUGAAGGCGGUCGAAGCGGGUAUGCGCCUGGACGCCGGGAACAAGGACUUGCAGGCCGUGCAAGACCGCGCCAAGCCCAAGUUCGAGGCCGCGGAACGAUCUCGGAAAUCAGGCCUCAGCUCCACGGCGCUGCUGAAGGAGAAGGGGGACGACUUUUACAGGAAGGCUUCCUUCGAGGACGCGAUCGUGAAGUACACCGAGUGCCUCGACAGCCUCCCGGACAAGAGGAGCGAGCUGGCCAUCAAGUGCUACAGCAACCGCUCCGCCUGCUACAAGCAGCUGUCAAACUUCGACGCCACGGUCGAGGACACCACCGCGGUGCUCGAGGUAGAGCCGGAGAACGUCAAGGCGCUGGUCAGGAGAGCGUACCGUUUCGCGCUGCAGGACGUCCGCACGGUGUUGACAAUGCCACAGGACAAGGUGGGCUCCGCGAACCUUUCCCUGGCCAACGGGAUGCAGCACCGCCUUAACAGGGUAGUCCAGCAGCUGAAGAACGCCAGCUGAAGCUAGAGCUGGUCUGUGGUUUGUGAGCGCUCUGGCAGGGGGUGGAGAGAGGAAGGCGGCCUGACUUGACUUGCGGGGUCAGCCCACCUGGGGCGAGCCCCUGCGCGUUUUAUUUGCUUUGGGGUGACAGUGUGUGCGGGAUGACGGGCUAGCAAAGAUGCGGUCACGCACGUCCUCGCGGACCAGGAAGAACAACGUUCGCGGUAUUUCCCACGGUGCUGCUUAUUUUCAUGUCCUGGGGUGUGUGUCGUCGAGUUUUGCUGCAUGCGGGGCGCACCCCAGCAUGGAAGUGUGGCACGAUUUACGUUGGCGCAGUCACCUGGCUGAGAGCGCCACGAAACCGUACUUCGUCUCCUAAAGGAAAUACUAGGGGCAAAAAGUAGGAGCCUGUGCAUGCCAAGGGACUAAUACAUCAGGUUGGCACGCCAGGUAUAGGGCUGAAUCGCAUGUGCCUGAGAGGUGGGAUACCUAGUUGGAUCGUUCACGUCGUGCGAAAUCUGCACCGGUCUUGUUCUGAAAAAGCUUGUCAUUGUUUGGUUUCUUGUGCGGGGAUGCAGCGGGAAGGGGGGGGGGACGGGUGCAAUUUUGUCCGGUCCGUCGAAGGCAUACGUCGCUCGUUGCGUCAGUUGGCUUUUGCCCGUGUGAAGAGGAAAAUGUUGCUCGGUAAUAUGUUGGCCGCGCUUCUACAUCACUCAGCAACGGCGGCGGCGGCGGGGUGCCGCGGUGA
Ectocarpus siliculosus is the source of this 1666-nucleotide messenger RNA. Lineage: Eukaryota; Phaeophyceae; Ectocarpales; Ectocarpaceae. The record is from the annotation of a GenBank genome assembly.